Messenger RNA from Hydractinia symbiolongicarpus, 2470 nucleotides. RefSeq lists its product as uncharacterized. The transcript has 2 exons. The record is from RefSeq and is a predicted model, not a curated record. Bases 1151 to 1858 code for a protein of 235 amino acids. NCBI's taxonomy places the organism in Eukaryota, Metazoa, Cnidaria, Hydrozoa, Anthoathecata, Hydractiniidae.
AAACUCUUUACCUCCCCCGAUUGCUAAAUAAGCUGCGAUGGAGUGUUAGUUUUCCCGAAGUAUCGUAAAGGUGUAUUUCUGAAAACAUCUCACUUUCAUAAGGAAAAAACAGGUUCUUACCCUUCCCUCUGAAUGCUAUUUUUUGACUUAAUAAUAUUGCAUAAAAUCUAAAAAUACUCUAUAGAUGAGUUUCAAAUUGACAGACAAAAAAAUGCAGACCUUUUAGGAGGAAACUUUUCUACUGGUGGCUACUAGCAUCUUCUCACUGAUAAAUGAUCUGAAUCUAAACUACAUGCAAACUAUAUUCUAAUUUAAAGAUCAAAAGAUAGAUAGAUGUGCUUAUUUUACAUGGCUGGCCUCACAAAUAUCAAAGGAUUUUUUCACUUACAUGGCUUGGGUUAACCCGGGGCUAUGGUAACAUUCACUCGCCCAUAUUGAAUCGCUGCCAAGGGAAUUCGAAAUCCGAAUAUGUUGCUACCUACAAUAAAGUCUGAAAUGGUCCAUGGCUUACUGGCUGCACUAUUUUGGCUGUUGAUUUGUUUAAGAGGUCUGGGGAUUAUAACAACACGCGUCACAAUGAAAUCAUCUAUAGUGGCAGCGUUCUGCGUUGCUACACAAGAAAUGUUGGUUGCAAAAUAAAACAGUUCCUUCUCAACAUACCCUUCCAUGUCCGCAAUGUCAAUGUAUAGCAUGCAACUACUAAGAUUUUGGAAGUACUAACACAAAGGCAUGCAUGAUAGCUCUUACCUGGCCUGUGUUCUUAUCUUAGAAUUUCUCGUCCAUGUGUCCAAAUCGCUAAAAUAUACAAAAAUUGGGGUACAAUAUUAAAAAUAUUAGAUUAUUAUAAUAUUGUUUUUACAUGUUAAAAUUAUCCCUGUACGCAACAUGAAUUAGUAUGUAUUAAAACAAAAAAGUUUAAAAAGUUCUCAAAUUCAAAUCAAAUUUCAGAACUCACCCACCCACAAACAUCCAAUUGACGUUCUCUUGUCAACUUGAGUAUAGGCUGCUUCUGUGAAAGGGAGUCUGUAAUUUGAAUAAAAAGUUAGUUAUUAACUUAUCUGCUUUAUUGGCUCUGUUUGAAUUUCUGGCAAACACAACCUCUAAAGCUUUCUUGUAAAAAUGUUUUUCUUCAUGAGUAGUGAUAAACAGGAUGCGGAUUGGUUUCUUGCGGACAUGUUUUGGUUGCUGUGAAUUAAGAACUGGUGUGAUCAUCAUAGCUAUUGUUGAUUUGAUAUUUGGUCUGUAUAACAUUAUUGACUUUGCUGUGAGAGUGUACCUUGACGUACACAGGCAUACACAAAAAGAAAUUCAGAGCAACUCAACAUCUCUUUUGCCUGUCCUUCACAAUGUGACGCAGUUUCACAACACCACAAAACUUAUUACCUCAAAAAAAGACAAACAUGGAGCUCUUUAUGAUGAUUCAGCAUUUGCUGUUAUUGUGGUUGGGUGUAUUGAUUUGUUUAUUUCAUCCUUUUUGUUGUUUGUUGCAAUAUUACGUAAAUAUGAGUUGCGCGUUAUUGUUUUCGUAGCUGGUGUUUGGGGUUUUGUUAUGGCUUUUCUUGACAUAGUUUCAUUUGGUAUAUCAAUUGCAUUGAAGUUGUAUGUAGAAAUGGCAUUUUUUGGUAUUUUUGGUUUUCUGGAAAUAAUAUUUGGCUAUGUUAUUUUAUCAUAUUUCAAAUUUAUGACCGUUGUUGUGGAACGUGGUUUGGAUGAUAUAAAUAUGUCGUAUUAUCCAGAAGAUCCCACCACUGACUUCUCAGAAGUACAGAUGGAUGAAGCCGUUGAUGAAAGGCCUAUUAUGGAUGAUCAGGACGAUUUUCCAAUGCAUGGUGAUGACAGCAGGAUUGUUCUAACAUAACAGGGAGCAUGGAUCCAGCUAACAUGUAGCCUAAGAACCUAACUGGUUGCUUGGGAGCCAUAACAGGUAGCGUGGGAGCCAUGAGAAAUAGUACUUAUUUUUAUUUUAUUUAUUUUCUUACGUUUUAUUGCUGCAUGUUAUUUACGUACGUUUGCAUUUUGUUUUUUAUUUAUUUUAGCGGUAGGUUUCAAAAUUUCAUUGUUAAAACUUCCAUCAGCAGAUGUUAUGAUUACCUCUUUACAUUUUUAAUUAAUACAUAGUUUUGUAACAAAAGGUUCUUAUUGUACAUUUACGACAUUUUGUAAGUGUUGCAAAACGGUAUUUUCAGUAGUUGAUCUAGGUUGACUUCUCUGUCAGUUAUACUAAUUUAGAAGAAUAUUUCAGUAUAUUCUUCAAGCAAUUUGAAAAAUCUUUAGCUCUAAAAAUAGAAGCUACUGAUAUUCACCUUCUUAUUUCCAAAAUUAUUUUAUGAAUCAACCUUUGGACAUAUAAAUUAACUUCCCAGUGCAUGUUGUGUUGUAACACCUUGAUAGUGAUCUGUUUAACAUGUGUAUUGUUUGAUUUGUUUUUAUUUGAAUUUUGCUGCAUGGAAUUUUAGUUUUUAAAUUUAUU